Molecule: messenger RNA, 4862 nt
Organism: Solenopsis invicta (red fire ant)
Lineage: Eukaryota; Metazoa; Arthropoda; Insecta; Hymenoptera; Formicidae
Gene: Deaf1
Product: deformed epidermal autoregulatory factor 1
Exons: 4
Coding region: 191-1609 (472 amino acids)
Biological process (GO): regulation of transcription by RNA polymerase II
Cellular component (GO): nucleus
Molecular function (GO): DNA binding; DNA-binding transcription factor activity, RNA polymerase II-specific
Source: RefSeq, a predicted model, not a curated record
CGAAGACCGAAGAAGCGAGAUCGGAGACGAGACAACAAAUCGCACUCUGCGCCCUCGGCGGCACUCGGCGACGAAUCCGGACAUCGACGGCCGUUGACGACGGCGGGCGAGGCCGGGCGAAGAGAAGCGAGGAGACGAGUGCGCGGCGCGGCGAGGCGAGGCGAGACGAGACGAGGCGAGAACAGCCGAAAUGGAGGAGAGCCAAACAUCGGAAAGUGUCGCCGUGCUACCGGACAUGUCCGAACCGUUGACGAGCGAGACCGAGGAGGCGGCCGCGCUGACGAGCGAGCACGAGGCACAUCCCGUCGCGGUCACGGCGAGCGUCACUGCGGUGCCGGGUGUGCCGGGCGUUCCUGGGGUUGGUGUGCCGGUCUCUCUUCCUGUGGGCUCCAUCAUCGGAGUAGCGAACUCGACCAAUGGCACGACCUUCAACGUCAUCACCUCGGAUCAACUGCAGCUGCCAGGUUCAGGGCAGUUCAAGCAGAUGCUAUGCGUUGACAAUGGGUUUAUCUGUGAACCACGUCAUGACAAAGACUCGGAUCCUCUACGUUGGAAUGGUGAGCUGAAAGCAACUCACAUAGUGAUUCAGAAUAGCACAGAUGAAACGGAAACGGAGCAGAUACAUGUAUCUACACCCAGCUCUCAACCUAUAUACAGCUGGUCGGAUUCAGCGAAUUUAGCAGUGCUACCUAUUAGAUGUAAGAACACAAAUGCAGAAUUGCACAAGAGUAGAUUCGGAUCUGGCGGCAGAGGACGAUGUAUCAAACUCGGCUCAGAUUGGUACACACCUAGCGAAUUCGAGGCCCUCUGCGGCAGAGCAUCUAGCAAAGAUUGGAAACGAAGUAUUCGAUUUGGUGGAAGAAGUUUGCAGACUCUUAUAGAUGAACAGAUUUUGAAACCUCAUGCUACUUCUUGCACCUGUGCGGCGUGUUGCGAUGAUGACAGCGCGACGGGACCAGUUCGCCUUUUCACUCCAUACAAACGUCGAAAAAGACCCAAAGAUUCAUCUGAUGGAGAGGUUCCUUCCCGCAAGCAUAAGCUUGAGAUUUCGCGAGAUGGCAGCAAUAAUGAAGAUAGCGGCGAUGAGGUUGUUGUGCCUGACAAGGAGGUCUGGCCGCAGUUUGUUUCCGCGGAUGGGUUAGUUGUGCAACAACCUCAGGAACAGGACACAGUUGUGCAAAAUGCACAAACGGAAAACGGUCAAGGCGAUGACGUUUUUAAGAAACUAGACGAAAUGUCAAAUAAAAUGAUGAAAUUGGCUUACGAAUUUCGACGAAUCUUGGAAGAGGCAAAAGAGUUAAACAGGCAGCAGAGAAGAGAGCAGGCGUUGGUUGCACAACUCGGAGGGCGAACGGAUGUCAUCGAGGCUGUUGGAUUACAACCGUCAUCUGAUACGCAUAAUAAAAAGUGUGCCAACUGUAAUCGAGAAGCGUUUGCAGAGUGCUCUCUAUGCAGACGCACACCGUACUGUUCCACGUUUUGUCAGCGCAAAGACUGGGGAAGCCACCAGAUAGAGUGUGUGAGAGGUGCAACCGAGACUGUGAUGCUUAUAGUAGAAAGCGGCAACGGAGACACCAGCACUCUCCCAACGACCGCAACGGACCAAUAGCUAGUGUUUCUCACACCGAUUCACCAAAGGAAUGCAGAAAAUGAAGAAUCCAAUGUGGAAUCGUUAAAAUUUCAAGAAAAAACGUAGACUCGAAAUGUUCACAUUGCAUACAAAAAUAACGAAAUGUAUAUAUAUAUGUAUGAUAGAAAAUGUUUUGUGUGUGUAUAUGUUAUACAUAUACGAUAUACACAUGUGCGCGUGUAUAUAUGCAUGUAUAUACAGAAUGUCUCAAAUCUCGUGUGACAUUCAUUAAUGGUAGUCUCCUGAGAUCAUUUCGAGACGAAAAUCCUAGUAUCAAAAUGUCGAGGAUACAAUAGUUUUAAAAUGAGAAGAGUUUAAAGUUGACAAAUCAAACUGUCCAAAAUUUGCGCGCUCAGGUUUGGCACAUUGCACAGUAGCGAAAAUGUUCCUAAAUAUGAUACUCAUUUUUCAUAUUGAUUUUGCACAUAUCUUCAUGGUACGGUGUGCUGAGCGCGCGAAUUUCGGACAGUUUGAUUUGCCAACUUUGAACCCUUCUAAUUUAAAAACUACUAUAGUCUUGACAUUGUGAGAUUUAGGAUUUUUGUCUCGAAAUGAUCUCAGGAGUAUGCUGUUAACGAGUGUCGCGACUGGGUCUGAGACACCCUGUAUAUAUGUUGAUUAUCAGACUCUGAAAUAGAGCAAACAAAAGAAGGUAAGAAAAGAUAAUAGGAAGUAUUUGUAAAUGCUGUGCAUAAACACGUUUAAGUGUAUAAUGCCAGAUUUAUAUUAAUACAAAAUUGUAUUAAUUGUAUACAAAAUUUGUAUUAAUUAUAUUUAUUGGCUGUAGCAAUUCAUUUAAAAUUAAAUGUCUUGGUUGUAAACCUGUAAUCCUGUUUAGCAAUAAUCGAGAAAUGAAAGUUCAAGAUCUUUAUUAAUCACUUAUAGAAUAUCGAGCGAGAUAUUAUACAGAGUGCCAAAACACAUUGAACAAUGUAAAUAAAUCUAUUAAUAAUAUAGAAUUCUUAUGUCUCCACAGUCCAUGUAAACAAUAAUGUAACAUCCAUUGUUUAAACUUUAUUUUUUUGUAGUUUAUAUAAUUUUAUAUGUACUCACAACUGUAAUGAUUCAGAAUUGUCUAUUUUUUUCUGUCCUCGACUCGAGUACAAUUUGCUCAUAUUAAUUUGCAGAUAUUUAUCUCAUUAUUUAUCAUUGUACAUUAUCUUAGCGAAAGUAACACUGGUUUUUAAUAGACUGGAUUUUAAACAAGAGAGGGUCUUUCUUGUUGUCGUAAAAAUUCUUUUAUCUUAAUGAAAUUUUUAUAUUAUAAUUUGUGGAUUUAUUCAUGCUAUGCUCGAUACUUUAUAUUGAUUUUGCUUAUGUAUGAUGUUUUGUUUUACCUGACUUUAGACGUGUGAUUAAUAAGAUCUUGUUUCUUUUUACCUUUUUUCGAUUGUAAAAGCGACAAGCGACUGAAAAAAGAACACCAUUUCACAAAUUAUAAACCAGAUAAAUUACACAAAGUUAUAAUCUUUAAAUAAUUAAUAAUUUACUUUAAUAAAGUUCUAAGUUAAAUAGUUACGUAAUGCUAAAAAUAAGAAAAAGAAAUAAUGAUGUAUAAUGCUAAAAAUUGACAGUUGCAAUAAAUGAUAAUCUUCGACGACAUCGUAGACUUAUUAUCGAAGAUUAUUAUUUAUUUCUUUUAGCUGAACUUCUUGCAUGAUUUAUCUUUUCUCUUUUUCUUUUCUCAUUAAAAAAAAAGGGAAAAGAUGACAUGUAAGAAGUUCAGCUAAAAAGAAUAAAUCUCGUGUCUCACACACGACAGUUAUUAAUGUAAUAAAUAAAUAAAUAAAGAAUAUUUAACAUUCUAUUCAAUGAAACUAUUUUAACAUGAUUUAAAUUACCGAAAAAAUUGUAACAUUUGUACUUUAUUUUAAAUAAGACAAAUGGUUUAAUAGGCAUUCUCUUUUUCUCUAUCAACAUGAUUUCGAUGAUAUAGUCGUUGGAAGUCGUUCAAGAUAAAGAAGCAAAAAUAAAAAUAUUAACUUUUCAAAGCUUUUUUUCAGAAUCUCGUGUGAGAAGUUAAUUCCAUAUUCUUUAUUUGCUUAAAGAAUCAUUUCCUUUUUGGUUGCACCAUAAGUUCAGAAGAGAAUUAUACAUGUAAAUAUACACAUGCAACCGAAAAAGAAAUUAUAUACAUAUAUCAUAUAUAUGAUGUAUAAUAAAACUAUUUAUAAAACUAUUAUAUCUUGUUAAGUAAGCUUACAACGACUCGAUAUUCUUUAAAAACAAAAAUAAUUGAGAUGUAAUAAUGAAACAGUAUAUGCCAAGCAGCAUCGUGGCUGAAAUAUGUAUAUGUAUGUACGUACGCGUGUGUAUAUUUACUUUGUGUGUAUUUUAUAAAAAUUAAGUUCAAAAUUACUUAUUUCUACAAAAUACGUGCGGAAUUCUGGAUAAUUUAAUUUUAAUGAACAUAGCUAUAAAUGACCAAAGGUGACAAUCUUCUGUAAGGUAAAUUUAUAACUUAAAAAUUACAUUUUGAAUAUAUUAGAAUAUGUAACUCAUUGCACAUUAUUAUCGUCUUACUUUUCUAAAUGUUCAUCUAAAAUAUUGAAACCUAUUUCAUUUACAAAACUAAAUUAUAUCAAUUCUUUACUCAUGUGUGUGUUUAGUACAAAUAUAUAGAUAUUGACAAAGAUAUAAAAAAUAUUUAUGCAAUUAGAUGUGCAGGAAAUAGUACAACUGCAACGCGUACAAAGUCUGUAUAUUAGAUAUAAAAAAAAAUCCAUGAUCAAUUGGACUGCACAUAUAUUGAGAUUCAUUUAAAUGGAAAAAAAAAAUUAGUUUGUAAUCUUUACUACUUUGUACAAGAAUUUUCAUAACAAGAUAUAUUAUUUGUAUAUGUCCCUUUUGAAGACAAUAUAUUCAAAUAAAACUUUACCUUUAAAGUAAAAUAAAAUUGAUUUUAAAUGUAACUCGCAUCACGAUUGUUUCUUCAUAAAUAGAAAUUACUUUAAUACGUAAAGAGAAGAUUACUUUUAAUAAAGAUAUAGCAAAAAAGAUUAAUUUUUUUUUACUACUAUACAAUGAAAAUGAAACAAUAGUAUAACUUGAUAUGUGAUAUUAUAAAUAAAAACAAGAACAAUUUCGCUGCAAUUUAAAUAUGUAGCACUUUUAUAAUUUCUUGUUUAAACAUAUUUGUAUAACAUAGUACUAGAUAUCUUUCUAAUGUUGCGUAUCUUUAGACUUUAGCCUAGAUUGUGUAAUAUUAAUUGUAUGAAUAAAUCAAUAGAAG